CAGCAACACCAACUACAGGACGACGCUAGCACGUGCUACAGUCAAGAGUGAAGCAGAGGACACCUACCUUGGACGCAGAAAACUUCAGCUGAUUUUCCAUAACCAUGGCAAAGGUCUAUAAGAAGACAAGUGGCAAUGGUUCGCUUUGCCUCUAUUUGGGCAAGAGAGACUUUGUGGACCAUGUGGAGAGUGUUGAUGUUGUUGAUGGGGUGCUCAAGAUUGAUCCUUCAGGUCUUAAUGGAAGGAAAGUUUGGGUACAGCUUGCAUGUGCUUUCCGCUAUGGCAAAGAGGAUUUGGAUGUGAUAGGAGUUUCCUUCAGGAAGGACAUCUGGGUAAAGCGCAUUCAGCUGUAUCCACCUGCAGCAAGCAAUCCUCCCAGCACACCGAUGCAGGAUGCACUUCUGAAGAAAGCUGGGGAUCAAGGGCACCCCUUUACUUUUCAGAUCCCCAUAAACCUUCCGUGCUCAGUGUCCCUUCAACCAGCACCAGAAGAUGCCGGCAAGGCUUGUGGGGUUGACUAUGAAGUGAAAGCAUAUAUUGCCAAUGAGGCAGACAGCCUAGAUGAGAAAGUUGAUAAGAAAGACACUUGUCGUUUGAUCAUCCGUAAAAUCCAAUAUGCACCAGAUAAACAGGCAGCUGGACCCAAGGCUGAUAUCAACAAACAAUUUAUAAAUGCAGACAAACCAAUGCACCUGGAAGCCUCAAUGGAGAAGGAGCUCUACUACCAUGGCGAUCCAAUUUCUGUCAAAGUGAAAGUGAACAAUGAGACCAGUAAAGUAGUAAAGAAAGUCAAAAUCACGAUUGACCAAAUUACAGAUGUUGUGCUAUACUCAGCGGACAAAUACAACAAAUGUGUCCUGAAUGAAGAAUUUGGGGACCAAAUUGAUGCUAACUCCACCUUUGAGAAGGAAUAUAGUCUCACUCCUCUGCUGGCCAAUAACAAAGAGAAACUUGGUCUCGCACUGGACGGCAGACUAAAGGAUGAAGACACCAACUUGGCUUCUUCAACAAUUGUGCGGCCUGACAUGAAUAAGGACAUGCAAGGCAUUAUGGUUUCCUACAAAAUUAAGGUUUCCCUCGUGAUGGGAGGUGGUCUAUUGGGAAGUCUCACAUCAAGUGAUGUUGUUGCUGAGCUCCCUUUGGUUCUAAUGUCACCGAAGCCCGCAGAUGUGUAAGUAUUGAAGUAAACUUGUUUUCUCAUGUUCAGAAAGACUGUUGUCCUUCUAUGCACUUUCUUUUAUAAAUCUUGGACUUGACCAUUAAGUUCUUCAAUAAACAAUCACUACACACUGGAGUAUAG
Molecule: messenger RNA, 1300 nt
Organism: Xyrauchen texanus (razorback sucker)
Lineage: Eukaryota; Metazoa; Chordata; Actinopteri; Cypriniformes; Catostomidae
Product: arrestin-C-like
Exons: 15
Coding region: 105-1175 (356 amino acids)
Biological process (GO): G protein-coupled receptor internalization; signal transduction; visual perception
Molecular function (GO): G protein-coupled receptor binding
Source: RefSeq, a predicted model, not a curated record